Cyprinus carpio (common carp) is the source of this 3357-nucleotide messenger RNA. Its product is annotated as piggyBac transposable element-derived protein 4-like. Bases 63 to 1943 code for a protein of 626 amino acids. The transcript is spliced from 3 exons. The record is from RefSeq and is a predicted model, not a curated record. Lineage: Eukaryota; Metazoa; Chordata; Actinopteri; Cypriniformes; Cyprinidae.
GUUUACUGCAUACUGCAAACAAAAAACCUCCCCUUGGUGCUUCUGUGCAGCUGCAUUUAACGAUGGCUGCGUGUAAAACGGAGGAGGUUGAUAUCGUUAUGGACGGCUCGGAGGAAAGCGUGAAUAGUGAUGAAGAACAAGACGAGACGAAAGAAUUGGAUGAAUCCUCGGACAAGGAGAGCGUGGACUCUGCAGUGGAGGACAUGUCCAACGAUGAUCUCGAAGAUCUUCUGAAUGAGUUUCCAGAAGUCUCAGAUGAUGAUGAUGACUGGUUUCCAGAGUCCACUCCACGAAAAAAGAAGAGAUCUGGUCUGUCUUCUGUAUCACCAUCUCCAGCAAAGUCUUGCAGGUCUGGAUCACCUGCCUCUGUGCAAAGUAGCAAAGGGAAAGAUAGGAAAAGCAGCACGAGACGAUCCCUACCUUUCUCCAAAAGCAUCUCCGAGGAGAGGUGGAGAAGUGCAGAUGAGCCUGAUAUUGAGCCAACACAGCCAAUAUUCAGACCUAAAAACACACCCGGCCCACAGUUAAUCUCCACUGCAACAUGCAGUCCUCUGGAUUAUUUUGAGUUGUUCUUCACAAAAUCAGUGCUGAAGACAAUUGUAGAACAUACAAAUGCAUAUGGAGCCAUGCGUCAAGAAGGAAAGAAGCUGCCAUGGGAGGAUAUUACAAUAAAAGAUCUAAGGUCAUUCAUAGCACUGGUGAUUUAUAUGGGCGUGCUGAAAUGCUUCACGCUGCCAGACUACUGGAAAACAUCAGACUUAUACAGUCUGCCGUAUCCUGCACGAAUCAUGACUGGGAAGAAAUUUCUUAGAAUCUCUAGGGCUCUCCAUAUUAGUGAUCCCAAAGUGGAUGCAGAGAAUGACAAGAAGAGGGGAACACCUGAAUACGACCGCCUGUGUAAGAUCAAGCCGCUGUACGAGGACAUUAGGGAUGCCUGCAGAGCCUCUUUCCAUCCCUUUCAGAACAUCUCCAUUGAUGAACGAAUGGUGGCCUCAAAGGCUAGAAAUGGACUCAAACAAUACAUGAAAAACAAACCUACAAGAUGGGGGUACAAACUUUUUGUACUGGCGGAUUCCCUCUGUGGCUACACAUGGGACUUCUUCAUUUAUGAAGGAAAGGCAAAAUCUGAGGAGAGAAAAGGUAUUAGCUAUGACUCUGUCGUGAUUCUGGCAAACGAAAGGUUGUUGGGAAGCGGCUACAAGCUGUUCGUUGACAACUUUUACACCAGUCCCAAACUCUUCAGAGACCUGCUCCGUAAAAAGAUCUGGGCUUGUGGCACCGUUCGCGCGAACCGCAUUGGCCACUCAAAGACAAAGGCUGCUCGCGGCAAUAUUCGCUGGUUUAGGGAAGACGAUCUGCUGUUUGUUGAGUGGAAGGACAAGAGGGAUGUGCUGAUGUGCUCCACCUUUCAUAAAGCCUUUAAUGGGGACUCCAUAAAGAGGAAUGUGAAAGGAGCCGAUGGAGUUUGGGCCCUUCAGGAUUUCCCUGUUCCACCCGCAGUGCUGGACUACAACAAGCACAUGGGAGGAGUGGAUCUGUCUGACGCACUUAUUGGAUAUUACACAGUUCUGCAUAAAACACAAAGGUGGUAUCGGUCCUUCUUUUUUCACUUUGUGGACAUCGCUGUAGUCAAUGCCUUCAUUCUGCACCAGCACAUGGCCAAGAUGAAGAACCAGAAGCCUCUGACCCAGAAGGCCUUCCGGGAGAAGCUUGUUUCACAGCUUGCAUCUCCCCGUCCAAAAGUACGCGCGACUCUUACCCCAUACUCCCAUUUGCCCAAGCACAUCAGUGGGGACAGCACCAGUGGAAGACGAAAAUGCAAAAUGUGCCACAACAAAACUCCAGUCAUGUGUGUGACUUGUGAUGUGGCGUUGUGCUUCAUUCCUAAGCGUGAUUGUUUCACUAGGUGGCAUUACCCAGAUAGCGGUAGCGAGAGUGAGUAGUACUGGGAUUUUGAGUCUAGAUUGAACCUCAUAGAUGAGUGCAACCUCAAAUACAAAAAAGACAAAACUCAGAAUUGGAGCAUAAAAUUUGCAUAGUAGUGUGAAUCGAAUGCAAUGAGAGUGGAAUAACAUCUGCAACAUCAAACAUACAGUACAGCGCAACCAAUGAAUUGGGAUCUGUUACCGUUUUUUAUGCCUACUUAACCCUUGUGAGACUUAAAUUAGUGUAGUUACUAAAAAUGUGCAAAUAUUUAAUAAAAUGCACAAAACGUAUACUAUACUGCAUUUUUGAGUAGUUAUAGAAUCGAUCUAAUCAUAUAAAGAAUCAGUAAUCAAUUCUUUUAAAUGAAAUCGGACCUAAAAAAAGAAAUUGUUGAAUUCUUUGAUUCUGAUUGCUACUUUUUCUUGUACAUGUACUUGAUUUUCGAAAGGUUUAGGUGUUGAAGCAAUGUCAAACAAUUUUAAUCAUGCUGUUUCUCGUAAUAGUGUAUUUCAUGCAAAAUAUUCCUGGUUUAUUCAUGCAACAUAAUGCCUUUAAUCUCCUAAUUGCCCAAUUUAAUUCACGCCAACGUUAAUCUUAGAUUAAAUUCAGUCUUAUAUUAAUCUUACAUUAAUUUAACAGCUGUUGUAAAUUGAGCGCACUCCUGCUAAAAUUUCUCCAUCGCUGUUUAUUCUUUGAUAAAAGAAGGAAGGUUAGGAAAGUUCACACUACAUGAUCGAGACACUAGCCAAAUCACUCACUACACAACAAGAUUUCUUCUCAUCUGUCAUAUUACACAACACAACGCUAAAAAGGUGCACACACUACAAGACAUUAAGUGAAGAGGCGUUCCCGACCAUCAGCAAAACUAAGUUUUCUCACAUAAAUUCUUGUGAGAAAUUACAAGGAUUUAUAGGCAAUUUCUUCAAGCAUGGACGAUCAACUAGCCCUUCAAUUGGUCUGUGCAGUUAUUUUCUCCAAAAGAAAGAAGAAACCACGACAUAAGAGAAUAUGGCAGAAACAAGGCUUGGAAGACGUUGACUGUCACUAGCCUACGGCAGAAAGAGUUGGAGGUAAUUAAACAGUACAUUGAUAAGUUGAUUUGAGGAAUUUUUGGCUUUUUGUUUCUGUUCAUAAAGAUGGAUAAUAAGUGUUUAUACCAUCUGCACUGUGAUUGGCUAGAUUAAUUCAAUCUUGUUAGCAGGGCCUUUCGCACCGCGGGAACCUUUUCACAGUACCAGAACUAAUUGUGGAACUACCCACUUUUGGUGUUUUUGCACCGCCGGAACUGGGUGCAAUUUUAGUACCGACUGCCUUUUUCGAGAACCAAAUUAGCUCCUACUCCAGAGCAGGGUCUAACCAGCACAACUGGUACUGCCCGUUAUGUAAGUAGACAUUGAUUGGCCAAACGCGUACAAAAACGCCCUCACCCGC